Molecule: messenger RNA, 1121 nt
Organism: Tricharina praecox
Lineage: Eukaryota; Fungi; Ascomycota; Pezizomycetes; Pezizales; Pyronemataceae
Exons: 2
Coding region: 99-737 (212 amino acids)
Source: RefSeq, a predicted model, not a curated record
UGGUUAGUGGGUGGAUAGAUACUUCCCUUAAGUACCCAGGCACACCACAGAACGAUAGGUAGCAUAGCAACAGCAGCAGCAUACUACAGCACCCAACCAUGUCCGCAGCUGCCUACCGAUCCGCGAUGCUGCACCGACGAGAUGAUGUUCCCAUCGACGACGACCACUUCAGCGACGACGACGGCGACGGCUCGCGGACAGAGUCGUGGUACUUCACCGAGCAGGCCACCGCGAUAAAGUACGGGAUACUGUUCGGGUUGUUGUCGCUCGGGUUCCUCGUCAUCUUCGGGAGCUGGAUGCACGCGCGACAGCGCAUGAGGAAGGGACAACCACCGCUUCCCUACCAUCGGUGGCUGGUCCCCCGGAUGUACCGCGCGCGCUUCGAGCCUCACCUGCGAGUGCCAGAAGCGAACUUCUCAUUCUACGAGCACGACGAGCGACACCGGGGCGGCGGCGGCGGUGGUGUUGGUGGUUACGGCGGCGGCAGCGGAGGAGGAGGAGGAGGCGGCGGAGCUGGGGAUGGCUACGACAUGCACGCGGUCCCGCCGCCGGUGUACAAUCCGCAUCUCGCGCAGCCACCAGCAUACCCCGGGUUCUCGUCGUCGGCCGCCGCGUCGUCGCCGAAACCGAAUCCCUUCGAGGACCCGCAGCACGUACAGCGCGCGAACGGCGAGGGUAGCAGCGGCGCCUUCCUUGCGCUGCCUCCGCCGUCGGUCCCUCCGCCCCGUUACUCGUAGGUACUCUGGACUCGCCGCCCUGUCAUGUCGGUCCAAUUUCCCGCUCCCCCCGCCACUACCACCAGGGGGGGUGAAAUUAUUACCCUCUUUUUUUAUAUAUUUCCCCAACACCUUCGGCAAUAUUUUCCCAACAUUAUCGCUCGUGCAGCAUGCAUCUUACCAUUUUUGCUUUUUUCUUUCUAUAUCGUUUAUCGUUAUAUGAUUUUGUUAUUUUUUCUCCAUAAAUCUUUCGGGCUUCGGGUUUUGCGGGAGGAGUUUUUGUCGACUGGGUGUGUUUCUCUCUCUCCUUUUCACUUGCCUUUUUGGUCUUCCGUUCAUUCGUUCAUUCGUCCAAUACGUCGCAGUCCUGGGUGACUCCGUUUUUGUGUCGUCCAUAACUAUUUC